Molecule: messenger RNA, 639 nt
Organism: Pungitius pungitius (ninespine stickleback)
Lineage: Eukaryota; Metazoa; Chordata; Actinopteri; Perciformes; Gasterosteidae
Product: dispanin subfamily A member 2b-like
Exons: 2
Coding region: 11-391 (126 amino acids)
Cellular component (GO): plasma membrane
Source: RefSeq, a predicted model, not a curated record
GCUGACAGCGAUGGAUCCUUUGUGUUACCAGACUGGGAGUGUUGCAUUGCAGGGGAGGAAUGAGGGGUACCCUGGACCGUCUGCAGGACUGACGGCCGUUCAGUACACCUCAGUGAACAUGGCCCCGGAGGCCCUGGAGGCCCUGGAGGCCCCUGAGGACCACGUCAUCUGGUCAAUCUUCAACUUGGUCCACUGCAAUCCCUGCUGCCUCGGACUAGCAGCUCUCAUCUUCUCUAUCAAGGCCAGAGACCGGAAGGUGGCUGGAGAUAUGAAAGGUGCCCGACACUACGGCUCCACGGCUCGCUGGCUCAACAUUCCGGCCUCAGUGCUGGUAUCCACCUCCCUGCUUAUUCUCAUCACAAUAACCACCAUUAGACUGCGAUACAUUUAAAUGGGCUAGAUGAUGCUGUGGCUGAAGGAUGAUUUCGGUUUUGUUACUCGUGGCACACUUUGUAACCCUUCCAAAGUUUUUUUUUUGUAUCUUAUAUGAGGUUAAACAGAUUAUUUUUAUCAGUUUGUGUUACAAAAGUCUGAAACCAACUUAAGUUUCCUUAAUAACAAUCUGUAUUGUAAUGCCAGAACAUGUUUUUUGAUUUGGAUUUCCUGUCGGCAAGACAUCUGUCUUAGCAAAACAAAAUA